Molecule: messenger RNA, 1198 nt
Organism: Sorex fumeus (smoky shrew)
Lineage: Eukaryota; Metazoa; Chordata; Mammalia; Eulipotyphla; Soricidae
Gene: FAM221A
Product: family with sequence similarity 221 member A
Exons: 7
Coding region: 27-917 (296 amino acids)
Source: RefSeq, a predicted model, not a curated record
UCGGACCGGCCACUUCCCCGCGGGCCAUGGAGCGGCUGACGUUACCUGCCGGGGGCGCGGCGGCCGUGGACGAGUACCUGGAGUACCGGAGAAUUGUUGGUGACGAUGAUGGGGGGAAACUUUUUACUCCCGAAGAAUAUGAAGAAUAUAAAAGAAAAGUUUUACCUCUGCGUUUACAGAACAGGUUAUACGUGAGCUGGCGAUCACCAACUGGAAUGGAUUGUAAGCUUGUGGGCCCAGAGACACUGUGCUUUUGUACACAUAGGUACAAACAACACAAAACUGACUUUGAAACGAUUCCACAGCAGCGCCCCAUCAGUCUGCCAUGCCGAGUGCCCGGCUGCAAGUGCCAGGCCUACCGCUAUGUCCCGCUGAACGGCACGCAACCCAUCCGCUGCAGGUGCAAGCACUUUGCGGACCAGCAUAGCGCUGCGCCUGCCUCUGUCUGCCACGCUUGUUCCAAGUGUUCAGGAUUUCACAGUUGCUUCACAUGUGGUUGUGGUCAGCCUGCUUAUGCUCAUGACACAGUAGUGGAAACUAAGCAAGAAAGACUGGCCCAGGGCAAACCAGUGGGGCAGGAUGUUCCUUAUGCAGCAAUGGGAGGAUUAACUGGCUUCAGCUCAUUGGCAGAAGGUUACAUGCGAUUGGAUGACAGUGGAGUUGGUGUCCCUUCAAUUGAAUUUUUAGAUUCUCCAGCUACAUCCACGGAUCAUCCAUUUCUAAAAGCAUUUCAAGCACCCUCUAGUUCUCAAGAAACACAAAAAGCAGGUACAAGUAAUCAAGUUUCUUCCUUAAGGAGAUCUGAAGAGGAUGAUAUGGCUUUCUUUGAAAGAAGAUACCAGGAAAGGAUAAAAAUGGAAAAGGCUGCUAAGCAGAAAGGAAAAGCACCAUUACCAUCAUCUUCGAAAGCUUCCUAAAGACUGUUGGGGAAAUUGAAACCACCAUCCAAAUAUGUCUGUCUCCUUUUAAUUUAAAUGUAAUGGUUUACUUUUUCUUAAACUAUUUCUUUUAUAGUAUAAAAUAAUUAUUUUUGAUAUUUAAGAAAAGGGCACUUGUUUAGUUUUUUGUCAAAAGUAAUAUUUUCUACAUUGUAUGUAAUCAUCUUUCCUAACAAAUGAGGACAUUUUCUUGAAAGAAAAUUAAAAAAGUAGAUGUUUAGUUGAUCAUAUUAAACUUUUACAGACUAAUUUAAAAAGUU